Molecule: messenger RNA, 936 nt
Organism: Prionailurus viverrinus (fishing cat)
Lineage: Eukaryota; Metazoa; Chordata; Mammalia; Carnivora; Felidae
Gene: INO80C
Product: INO80 complex subunit C
Exons: 5
Coding region: 68-646 (192 amino acids)
Biological process (GO): chromatin remodeling
Cellular component (GO): Ino80 complex
Source: RefSeq, a predicted model, not a curated record
CGAGCCGGAAGUUCCAAAACCCACACAGAGAAGGUGGGGGGUGGGGGUGGAGGAAGACUCGGUAGGGAUGGCGGCUCAAAUUCCAAUUGUGGCCACCACUUCCACUCCGGGGAUAGCCCGGAACAGCAAGAAGAGGCCAGCUAGUCCUUCCCACAACGGCAGCAGCGCUGGGGGUUACACCGCCAGUAAGAAGAAAAAAGUGGCUGGCGCCAGCUUUACGCAGGGUAUCAGCAUGGAAGCCAUGAGUGAGAAUAAAAUGGUGCCCUCUGAUUAUAGUACAGGACCUAUGGAAAAAGCUGCCAAGCCAUUGCCAUUUAAGGAUCCAAACUUUGUGCACUCUGGCCACGGUGGCGCGGUAGCUGGCAAGAAGAACAGAACCUGGAAGAACCUGAAACAGAUCCUCGCUUCGGAAAGGGCAUUGCCAUGGCAACUGAACGACCCUAACUACUUCAGUAUUGAUGCUCCUCCAUCCUUCAAACCAGCUAAGAAGUAUUCUGAUGUUUCAGGUCUUCUUGCCAACUACACUGACCCCCAGAGCAAGCUGCGGUUCAGCACCAUUGAAGAGUUUUCCUAUAUCCGGAGGCUGCCAUCUGAUGUCGUCACUGGCUACCUGGCCCUGAGGAAGGCCACGAGCAUCGUUCCCUGAGCCUUGAGAAAUGGAGAUGAUGUGGAAAGCUGUUUCAAAGGCAAACUCUGGACUCAUGAUUUUGUUUCAUGGAAACAAACUCAUUGUGCUUGUCAAUCUGGAAAUGUCAGUGCUGUGCCUUGGAAAGAAUGUUUGGCUUUAAUUUAAGGGGUUUUUUUUUUUGUUUUUUUGUUUUGGUUUUCUGUUUUCCCUCCAAGUGGGAUGUUUCCUGUUGAAUUAAAUUAUACUUCAGUUGUUGCCUCAAGUCAACUUGUUUGACGAGAAAAUAUAAAAUUGUGCUUUUAACUUAA